Molecule: messenger RNA, 4200 nt
Organism: Oryctolagus cuniculus (rabbit)
Lineage: Eukaryota; Metazoa; Chordata; Mammalia; Lagomorpha; Leporidae
Gene: RAB27B
Product: RAB27B, member RAS oncogene family
Molecular function (GO): GTP binding; GTPase activity
Source: RefSeq, a predicted model, not a curated record
CAAACCUCCCAGAGCCCAGUCGCCUCGGCGGACUCCGAGGGGUGGUGCUACCAGCUCUGACACUUGCAGUCCUAACGCGAAGGGACUGGGGACCGACCGGCGUUGGGCCGAUCGGGCGCCACAGGUUGGAAAAAGAAGGAGCUGACCCCAUGACUGUCGCCCUGUGAAGCUGAUCCUGGGUCUUGGCUGCAGGCAAAGCGCAAGGAGUCGCGGGGCUCUGCAAUUUGCCCCCAGCCCUCUCGGCGCGGAAACUUCGCAGGCUGGCCCAGCAAGACCAUCACUAUGACCGAUGGGGACUAUGAUUAUCUGAUCAAACUCCUGGCCCUUGGAGACUCAGGGGUGGGGAAAACAACAUUUCUUUACAGAUACACAGAUAAUAAAUUCAAUCCGAAAUUCAUCACUACGGUAGGGAUAGACUUUCGAGAAAAACGUGUGGUUUAUAAUACUCAAGGACCAAAUGGAUCUUCAGGGAAAGCAUUUAAGGUGCAUCUUCAGCUUUGGGACACUGCAGGACAAGAACGGUUCCGGAGCCUCACCACUGCAUUUUUCAGAGAUGCCAUGGGCUUCUUAUUAAUAUUUGACCUCACCAGUCAACAGAGCUUCUUGAAUGUCAGAAACUGGAUGAGCCAACUGCAAGCAAAUGCUUAUUGUGAGAACCCAGAUAUAGUAUUAAUUGGCAACAAGGCAGACCUGCCAGACCAGAGGGAAGUCAAUGAACGGCAAGCCCGGGAUUUGGCUGACAAAUACGGCAUACCAUAUUUUGAAACAAGUGCAGCAACCGGACAGAAUGUGGAGAAAGCUGUAGAAACUCUUCUGGACUUAAUAAUGAAGCGAAUGGAACAAUGUGUGGAGAAGACACAAGUUUCUGACACUGUCAAUGGUGGGAAUUCUGGAAAGCUUGAUGGGGAGAAGCGAGCAGAGAAGAAAUGUGCCUGCUAGACUCUACAUAGGAACUGAUAAUCAAGAACCCUACCCAAAUAUUACUUUUAAACACAACAGCAGACCACAAAAUUGUUGUUGAGUAGACCAUGCACAAUGAUUUAUCUUUGUUUUUCUGCUAGAAAAUUUAUUUUAAGAAACCAGAAUAGUCAACAGUGUUCAAAAGAAUUGACCAGUUAUCCUUGAGGCCCCUCCAAACAAGAUCAAAGAUUUCCUAAGGUGAUCUCACCAUCAUGGAUGUUCCAUUUUUGUUUUCAAAGAAAGAAGAUGAGUACAUAAGAGAGUAAACAAGAGGAAAUAUCUGUGAGUUUUGCAGUAAGUUGGAACAAAAAUGACCUUGUCACAUUGGAGAAGAGGAUAGGCUACCAUAGGGAGAACAUAACUUUUUUUAAAAGGUUGGAUUUAUUUAUUUUCUAGAAUCUGAUUAUUACUUUCAGAUUUGCAUUUGGGAAAACAUAUUUGCUGAAAUUGGAAACAUAAUGAAGAAUUCUAUGAGAUUUAUUAAGAAUGACAUACCUGUGUACACCCAAUAACUGUACUAAGAAUGAUAGAAUUACUAAUAAGGUCGUGAGUGGGUGAAUGUCACACUUGCACUAAAAUGUAGUACAUUGUGUAAUAAUGUCAUUUUUAUAUUCUUAAUAAAUGGCAUAUAGACAAGAACAGGACUGUGACUGACAAAGUACAAGAGAAAUGCCCUGGAGGGAAAAAUGAAGUAUGGGAACAUGGCAUUUGGACAGCUGAAAUUAAAUGUAUCUGUUACAGAUGUCUAAAAGAGUUACUUAGCCAAAUUUCAUUCAAGCCAAUUAGAAGCUGACAUUCUGAGUUGGGGCUAAGAGACUCUCCAAGGGUUUCCAUUUCAAACAAAAUUUUAGAAAUCAAUUUGGGUGGUGUUAGCUUUGCAUUUCAUUUUUUUUUUUUUUUAGCAAAUGUUGAUAAGUGUCACAAAGAGAAAUUCACUGUUGCUGUUCACUGAAUAUCUCUUUUGAAAAUUCUGUCAAGAAAAAUUAUUUAGCCUCAUAAGUUGUUAAGAUGAAAAAUGCUAUUAAUAUGAAACAAAUAGCAACUAUUAAUUAUGAAUUUUAUUUUAUUUAUAAAUGUGCUAGAAACCCUAACACAUUUAUUCUCCCCAACCCAUACCCAUGCCUGGGUUUGAAUCAACCACAGAAAUACAGGCUUUUCACUUGGUAGAACAACAACUUGGUAACACAACAACAAUAAUGAUGGAUCAAUUCUAUGAUCACUCUGAUUUUUCAUGUCAUUAAUCAUAUAGAAUUAGUGAUACCUCAUUCUGUAUUACACUAUGUUUUCAUUUUACCUAAGCCUUUCAUUGAACUAUGUUUGGGUGGGGAGGGAAAAUAUCUUAUCUCAGCAAAAUUUUGAUCAAUUAUUUGAUCUUUCACAUAAAGCUACCUUUUCUUCUGAAAACCAUCACAUAUGCAUUUUCUAUUGGCCUUAUCUUACUGUUGUGUCUAAACUAAUAUGACAUUACUUUUUAUCUUAGUUUCUGAUACACACAAGCCAUACCAAUCAAAAUAUUAUUUAAACAUGUCAGUUUUAUCAAUAACAAAGGCAACAUAGUUCAAGUUAACUCUUUUUUAAUGAAUAUGUUAUUUUUGAUGUGGCAGUUCUUUUCCUAUAAAGUUUUUGCAAAGUUAAUUUUUCUGUACUCAGUGCAUAUUUUUUAACUUAUAAAAAUGGGAAACCCUAAAAUUACAGUCCCCUCUUCAACCUCUCCCUAUAAUCUCCUUCUACCAUUGAAUCAGUUUCAGAAACACAGACAAAUCCAAAGGAGUAUCUGUUUAUAAUUCUUAGGAUGGAAUAGAUCCAGAAAUGUGUCAAGCAUCAGAACAAUUUGGAAGCUUUUAUGGGAUUAGUACCCAGCAAAAUUCUCAGUUAACUGCCCAGCUCCUCUGAUUUUUGUAACAAUGUGCCAGCUUCGCAGAUCAGUGGUGGCUGGGUAUUCCAGUGGUGUUUCCUUAGGUAUGCUCUUGUGACCUCAAUGCCUGUGACAGGAAGACAGGAUGUUAUUAACUAACAUUUAUGUUGUUUCAUCUUAGAGCAAAUAGAAAAAUAUAACCAUUUCUGGGCAAAAUUUGGUGAACUUUUGUGGACAUUCUUUCAAAUUCUUCGUUGGGCUCAGAUUGUGAUGUCCCUAGCAUUUCCAUAAUAAGGAAUGCUCAGGCUUUUAUAAAGCCCUCAAGGUAUUCUAUUUUGACAUGUCUUUUGCUUCUAUUUAUUUUCCAGCUAUAUGAUUGAUUUACUUAUGCCAAGAAUCUGUCAUUGUCAGUUAUUUAAUGAAUAUUUUUUCAGGGUUUACUUUAAAAUUGUUAGUUGAUAGCUGUAGCACAAAGCAGAGAAUGCCCAUGAUUAUGGAACUCUGCCUAUAAAAAUAAGUUAUUGGGUAAAAAGAGAAGAGAUUUAAGAUAUCAUUCUAUUUAUAAAUAAAUGCUUGAUCUAAAAUGUAUUUUCCCUGUAAAAUUUGACAUCUGACCCAAAAUUACAUUUAACCAUUAUUAAAAAUUCCUUCUUUCAUUAUUUCAGGAUUCAUAGUUCUAUGUAAUUUGUUUUACAAUGAAAAUGUAUCUGGUGCCAUUUGUAUACUGACUGCUUUAAGGGAUUCCAUAUUCCCUCCGUCUCACAAAUGCAUGCAUUUUUAGUCAAGCUGUGUCCUGUUGCUGAUCAUCUCUCCAAUACUAGAGUAGAUCAUCUUGUAGGAAAUAUUUAAAAUGUAUGUGACACUCCUUUCUGUUAUAGGAACCAUUUCUAGAGUGUUUACACAGAUUUGAUGUUUACAUUGCUCUAACUCAGUGCCUCAGAUACCUCUGUGACCAAAUCUGUUUCCAACCAUAUAGCUCAUUUCCUCUGAUUGUAUAUUAUAGGAAGGACUCAUAGAGACAUCAACACAGCUUAAGGUCUUAUAAAAUCUUCAGAAAAGGAUGCAAGGAUUUUAUUGGAAUCUAGAGGUUAUGACCAUCUUUUCUUGAUCCCCUAACUAAUGGAGUGGGCAUUAUUGCAGAAUUUUAACUAUGAUUAGUUACAAAGUUAACUUUUAAUGUAAAAAUGUGUCAAAAAUAGUCCAGAGAAUAUAAUGCUUGUCUUGGUCUGAUGAUGGUAACAAGUCAUGGAUUUUCAGAGAAAAUUCUGAAUGCUAGGAGUUGAGCUUGUCUUUCUGUAACCAUUUUAAAACUCAUGCCAGUUACACUCCAGCCAAUUUGCUGUCAUUUCCAUUUUAUCAUCUACUGCACUGCAAAAAAACCAAAA